Molecule: messenger RNA, 2574 nt
Organism: Penicillium longicatenatum
Lineage: Eukaryota; Fungi; Ascomycota; Eurotiomycetes; Eurotiales; Aspergillaceae
Product: fungal specific transcription factor domain-containing protein
Exons: 2
Coding region: 1-2574 (857 amino acids)
Biological process (GO): regulation of transcription by RNA polymerase II; DNA-templated transcription
Cellular component (GO): chromatin
Molecular function (GO): RNA polymerase II cis-regulatory region sequence-specific DNA binding; DNA-binding transcription factor activity, RNA polymerase II-specific; zinc ion binding
Source: RefSeq, a predicted model, not a curated record
AUGGAGGACGACAAAGCUGCCAAAGUCAAGAAGAAGGGGACCACUCAUCGAAAGUCCCUUUCCUGCGAGUAUUGCAGCCGAUCCUUUGCUCGCUUGGAGCAUCUCCAACGCCAUCUCCGCACUCUGCGACACGAGCGCCUGGUUCAUCCUGCUGAGGCUGCAGCCGGUCGAGAGCAUCGUACACACAACGGAAAUGAGAGCAGUCAUCAUGAAAUUCCAAUCCAGUCGACGAUAAUUCAGCCCGCUCAUCACGAGUCGCGCAUGCUCGAGCUGGCCGACGCCAUCCCCGUCCACACCCAAAUCGCACCUCCACCUCCCGAGGUACAGAUCCAACCACCCCCAAUAGUAGAGACCACACACUUCAAUCCAUCCUGGGGCUAUGACCUUAAUCUAUUGUCGCAUGCUGCAAGCCAUGUCGCUUUGGAAGGACAACAGGAGAGCUUGGAUUCAAUCCGAAAAUCAUCGCAUUCGGUCGGCACACCAUCACAAUCUUUUCAGGCGCCAGAGAGAGCCAUUACCGAUAAUUAUGGUUUAGAGCCCUCCAUACUUGAUCUGACAGAUUUGGGUGACCCGGUUCAAGAUUUCACUGUCUUUUUGGAAAGCGUGGGCCUGUCGUCGGAUUGGGACUCCGGGGUAUUCUCAUCAGUAGAAGAACCAAUGUUGCCUCCAGGUAUGCCAAUGGAUUCGAAACCUCAUGUCCGAGAAACAACAUCUUCGACCAGGCUGGGUGGGGAACUUAUGAGUGACCCACGAAUGCAUAUGGAUGAGCAGCCGUCUUUCUCUAACUUUGGAUCCCGAUUGCCAUCGCUUCAACCCGAAUCUCAUGAGAUUGAGGAUCGCAUUGGUCUUCAGGAUGAAGGGUCACGGCCGGCUUGGGAUAUCACCAAUUCCGAUCGGCAAGUCUUUGUCUCAAAGCUCGAAGAAUUCUCGUUCGUUCUUCCGAAAGGCUUUGUUCCGCCCUCGCGCCAUGCUUUAUCAAGGUUCUUCGCCGGAUACAUCAACGGAUUGAAUGAGCACCUGCCUUUUGUGCAUGUCCCCACUUUAUCUAUCGCCAAGUGCUCACCGGAACUCACCCUAGCGACAGCAGCUGCGGGAUCGCACUACCGGUUUGAGAAUGGCCGAGGAAUCGAGCUGUUCCAUGCGGCGAAAGCCAUAUUGUUGGAGCGCCUCCGCCGAAGAGACAGCCGGCAAGUACCUCUUCCCACGUGGAACUAUAUCUCCCCGCCUUCCGGCUAUCCCAAUUCACGGGGUUCUUCGAUGAUCUCGAACACAGCGAGCAGUCCCUUCCAAGCCCAACACCAUAUUCCAAAUCAACCUUUUAAUGCCUCAAUAUAUACGCCUGAUGACUCAGAUGCCCAUAUGGAAGUGAUACGAACCUUUUUAUUAUUGACCGUAUUCGCAUCCUGGGAGAAGCAGCCGGAACUUUUGCGAGAGAUUCUCUCACUUCAGAGCACGUUAGCAAGGCUUGUUCGAGAGCACGGCCUUACGGAGCCACCACCUACCAUGGAUCCCAUCAGCUGGGAAGAAUGGGUGCGAAGAGAAGGGAACAGGCGGACAAAGCUCAUCGUAUACUGUUUCUUCAACCUACACUCCAUCAUGUAUAACAUUCCUCCCUUAAUUCUCAACGGGGAGCUGAAGUUGAAUAUGCCCUGCUCCCAUGAUUUAUGGAAGGCAAGCAACGCUUCUCAAUGGCGCCGAGUGUUCCGCACCCGUCAAGGCUCUGAUGUACCUUUCCAAGAUGCGUUUGCUCGACUUUUCUUGAGAUCUUCUACCUCCCUACCAUCCGCCCCGAUCUCCCCUCUUGGCAACUAUAUCCUCAUUCACGCCAUCAUACAACAAAUAUUUUUUGCCCGUCAACUCUGCCUCUCUGCGCCAAAUAUGCAAGGCACCAGCUUGAGACAAGAAGAUCUCAUCGUCCUCGACAACUCAUUGAGUGCAUGGAAGGCUUUAUGGAAACGCACACCUGAAUCCAGCAUUGAUCCCCAGAAUCCAGCUGGUCCUAUCGCGUUCACAUCCACUGCACUCCUCGGUCUGGCUUAUAUCAGGUUACAUGUUGACCUAGGGCCCUGCCGACACCUAAUUACCCAGGACCCAAUGCAGAUUGCUAUGGCCUUAAGCGAAUCACCGCCUGUUAUCCGCAGCCCGCGGCUAAUCAUGGCCUUACUGCACUCCGCUCACGCUCUCUCCAUCCCUGUUCGACUGGGAAUCGAUUUUGUGGCAAGGACUCACUCGUUCUUCUGGAGCAUUCAGCACUCCCUCUGCAGUCUUGAAUGUGCAUUCCUUCUGAGUCGAUGGUUACUCGCCAUUCCCGCAACACAGCCAGACCAGCGGCUAUCGGAACACGAGCGCAAGCUUCUUUCGUGGAUCAAAAGCAUGAUGGAUGAAACCGACAUGGCUGUUGAUCCGCCCGGGCCACCAGAUAUGGAAUUCAUGGCUAACCCGUAUAAGGUGCGGCAGUUGAGUGUCGCUAUCGUCCGUGUAUGGGCCCGCACAUUCAAAGGUAAUACUAGUUGGGCGAUUGUGGACCUUGUUGGCUCGAGCUUGGAUGCCUAUGCGGACCUCCUAGAAAAUUAA